AUGGAGGAAAUGACCAGCCUGAAUGAAACCACAGGGAGCCAGGUGACUGAAUUCAUUCUCAUGGGCCUCACAAAACGUCCUGAGCUCCAGGGCCCCCUCUUUGUUGUGUUUUUCCUCAACUACAUGGCCAUACUUUUGGGGAACUUGGGCCUGAUCAUCCUAACCAGUGUUGAUUCCCACCUCAAAACCCCCAUGUACUUUUUCCUCAGGCAUCUGGCAUUUGUUGAUCUUGGCUAUUCCACAGCUGUUGGGCCAAAAAUGCUAGUUGGAUUCAUAGAAGAGAAAAACAUUAUUUCUUAUAGUGGGUGUGCCAUACAGCUAGUUUUCUAUGUGAUAUUUAUCACUAGUGAACUUUUUAUCCUGUCAGUCAUGGCCUAUGACCGCUAUAUUGCUAUCUGUAAGCCUCUCUACUAUAUGACCAUUGUGUCAGAUGUGGUAUGUUGGCUCUUGGUGGCUAUCUCAUAUCUCUAUAGCACCAUGGUGUCCCUACUAGUCACAAUAGAGCUUUUUAAAUUAUCUUUCUGCAAAUCAAAUGUAAUAAGACACUUCUACUGCGAUGGUGCUCCCCUAUUGUCCAUUACAUGCUCAGAUGCAAGUGAGAUUGAACUAAUCAUUAUGAUCUUUGCUGCAUUUAAUUUUGUUUCUUCCCUUAUGUUUAUCCUUAUCUCCUACAUGCUCAUUCUUGUGACCAUCCUUAGGAUGAACUCUUCUGAGGGCAGACACAAAGCCUUCUCCACCUUUGGCUCUCACCUCACUGGGGCAGUUAUAUUCUAUGGUACACUUAUCUUCAUCUAUCUGCAGCCCCAAUCUAGCCAUUCCUUUGCUGUAGACAAAAUAGCCUCUGUCUUUUACACUCUGGUCAUCCCCAUGCUCAACCCUUUGAUCUACAGUCUCAGGAACAAAGAGGUGAAAGGUGCCUUGAGGAGGCUCUUUAAAAUGUGUCUUAAUUUGCUGUUUCCUCUUAAAAUUUUUGGAGUUGUCCCAGAAGAAGAGUUUAAGUAUAACACCUGA
This is a messenger RNA of Vombatus ursinus (common wombat), 1011 nucleotides long. RefSeq names its product olfactory receptor 8K3-like. NCBI's taxonomy places the organism in Eukaryota, Metazoa, Chordata, Mammalia, Diprotodontia, Vombatidae. The record is from RefSeq and is a predicted model, not a curated record. Gene Ontology annotation, molecular function: odorant binding; olfactory receptor activity; G protein-coupled receptor activity. Gene Ontology annotation, cellular component: membrane. The transcript is spliced from 4 exons. Bases 1 to 1011 code for a protein of 336 amino acids. Gene Ontology annotation, biological process: G protein-coupled receptor signaling pathway; sensory perception of smell.